Penicillium vulpinum is the source of this 2019-nucleotide messenger RNA. RefSeq names its product putative cell cycle control protein (Cwf4) (gene clf1). Gene Ontology annotation, cellular component: post-mRNA release spliceosomal complex; precatalytic spliceosome; Prp19 complex. The record is from RefSeq and is a predicted model, not a curated record. The coding region runs from base 1 to 2019 and encodes 672 amino acids. NCBI's taxonomy places the organism in Eukaryota, Fungi, Ascomycota, Eurotiomycetes, Eurotiales, Aspergillaceae. Gene Ontology annotation, molecular function: protein binding. The transcript has 2 exons. Gene Ontology annotation, biological process: spliceosomal complex assembly; mRNA splicing, via spliceosome.
AUGGAGGCCUCUCGUGGACCCCCCCGGGUCAAGAACAAGGCCGCCGCGCCGGUUCAGAUCUCUGCGGAGCAACUACUCCGCGAGGCCGUUGACCGGCAAGAGCCUGGCCUUGAGGCGCCGACACAGCGUUUUGCCGAUCUUGAAGAACUACACGAGUACCAGGGUCGGAAAAGAAAGGAUUUCGAAGACUAUGUGCGGCGCAACCGCAUUAACAUGAACAACUGGAUGCGCUAUGCCGCCUGGGAGCUCGAACAAAAGGAAUUCCGCCGAGCGCGAUCCAUCUUCGAGCGUGCGCUCGACGUCGAUCCGACAUCGGUGGUGCUUUGGAUUCGCUACAUCGAAGCUGAGAUGAAGAACAGGAAUAUCAACCAUGCUCGAAACCUCCUCGACCGCGCCGUAACUAUCCUCCCCCGCAUCGACAAGCUCUGGUAUAAGUAUGUCUACAUGGAGGAGACACUAGGCAACAUUCCUGGUACCCGUCAGGUGUUUGAGCGAUGGAUGUCAUGGGAGCCAGAGGAGGGUGCGUGGGGCGCAUACAUCAAAAUGGAAAAGAGAUAUAGCGAAUUCGAACGAGCGCGCGCUAUUUUCCAGCGGUUUACUGUCGUCCACCCCGAACCCCGAAACUGGAUCAAAUGGGCCCGCUUCGAGGAGGAGUAUGGCACAAGUGACUUGGUUCGCGAGGUCUAUGGUGUGGCUAUCGAAACGUUAGGGGAGGACUUCAUGGACGAGAAGCUCUUCUCCGCAUAUGCCAAAUUCGAGGCUAAAUUAAAGGAGUAUGAGCGCGCACGAGCGAUUUACAAGUAUGCCCUAGACCGACUUCCACGGUCCAAGGCUAUGGCCCUUCACAAGGCCUACACGACCUUCGAAAAGCAAUUCGGUGAUCGUGAAGGUGUAGAAGAUGUGAUUCUGUCCAAGCGCAGAGUGCAGUAUGAAGAGCAGCUCAAGGAGAACCCUCGCAACUAUGACAUCUGGUUCGACUUUGCACGAUUGGAGGAAACUUCGGGCGACCCAGAGCGGGUGCGGGACAUCUACGAACGGGCCAUUGCACAAAUUCCCCCAUCACAAGAGAAAAGGCACUGGCGGCGUUAUGUCUAUCUCUGGAUAUUUUACGCUGUGUGGGAAGAAAUGGAAGCGAAGGAGAUGGAACGCGCAGAACAAAUCUAUCAGGAAUGCCUGAAGAUCAUCCCGCACAAGAAGUUCACAUUUGCCAAAGUCUGGCUCAUGAAGGCACAGUUUGAGAUUCGCCAAAUGCAGCUACAGGCAGCACGGAAGACCUUGGGUCAGGCGAUUGGAAUGUGCCCGAAAGACAAACUUUUCCGUGGCUAUAUCGACAUUGAGUACCGGUUGUUCGAGUUCUCGCGGUGCCGUACUUUGUUCCAAAAGCAAAUCGAAUGGAACCCCUCCAACAGCCACUCGUGGUUGAAAUUUGCGGAGCUGGAACGUAAUCUGGACGACCCAGAACGGACAAGGGCUAUUUACGAGCUUGGCAUCGAGCAACCGACACUUGACAUGCCCGAGCUUGUGUGGAAGGCCUACAUUGACUUUGAGGAAGAGGAGGGCGAGUAUGAACGAGUUCGACAAUUAUACGAACGUCUCCUCCAGAAGACCGACCACGUCAAGGUAUGGUCCAACUACGCCCGCUUCGAGGCCUCUGUGCCGGGCGAGGACGAGGAGGAGGAAGAAGAAGAAGAAGAAGAGAAGCCGAUCAGCGAAGACGCAAUAAUCCGCGCCCGUUCAGUCUUUUCUCGGGCACACAAGGUGUUCAAAGACAAGGAUCUCAAGGAAGAGCGCGUGGAAAUUCUCCAAACCUGGCGAACAUUCGAACACUCGAGUGGAUCGCCCGAAGAUAUCGAGAAGGUCGAAAAACAGAUGCCCCGACUUGUCAAGAAGCGCCGCAAGUUGGAGGACGACAAGUACGAGGAGUACACGGACUAUGUGUUCCCUGCGGACGACCAAUCUGCUGCCAACCUUUCUCGUCUGCUCCAAAAGGCACACCAAUGGAAGCAGAGCCAGUCCUAG